Molecule: messenger RNA, 3066 nt
Organism: Camelina sativa (false flax)
Lineage: Eukaryota; Viridiplantae; Streptophyta; Magnoliopsida; Brassicales; Brassicaceae
Product: subtilisin-like protease SBT2.5
Biological process (GO): proteolysis
Cellular component (GO): cell wall; membrane
Molecular function (GO): serine-type endopeptidase activity
Source: RefSeq, a predicted model, not a curated record
UAAUAUCAAAAUCAAUAUCAAGAAAAUUUUAAUUAAUAUACCCAAAAACACAAACACACACACACACUCUCACUUCAUUCAUCACUAAAAUAUUCACAGUACUGUAACUUCUUUUUUAUUUUUAACUUAAAUUCCGUACCCUUUUUUUUUUUUUUUCCUCUCUCUUUGGAUACUUUGCUAGAUCUCUCUCUCUGUUCUACGAACAAAAACCCAGAAUCAAAAAAAAAAAAGAAAAAAAAAAGUAAUCUUUUAAUCAUUCGACUAGAGUCUAGAGAGAUCUGAACCAACUUGUUCUGUGGUUUUUUAUGCAAAUGUGGUUUAUGUAGUCACUAAAUUUCUAAUCUUUUUGUAUUUUGAUUCAAUCCUUUCGUAUCAAAAAGCUUACUUUUUUUUUUGUUUUCUCUGUUCAUCCGUCUCGUGAAGCAAAUUUUCAAGUUGGAGCUACAUUUGUGUGAACCAAAAUGGAUGUCGGGUUGAGAAUCUUUGUUGUUUCUGCGCUUCUUGUUACUGUGGCAGCAGAGGUUUACAUUGUGACUAUGGAUGGAGAUCCAAUUAUAAGUUACAAAGGUGGAGAAAAUGGUUUUGAAGCAACUGCUGUCGAAUCUGAUGAGAGGAUUGAUACAUCAAGUGAAUUGGUGACAAUGUACGCUCGUCACUUAGAGAGGAAGCACGAUAUGAUUCUUGGGAUGCUCUUUGAGGAAGGAUCAUACAAAAAGCUUUACAGCUACAAACACCUUAUAAAUGGAUUUGCAGCUCAUGUUUCUCCAGAGCAGGCAGAAACACUUCGUCGCGCCCCUGGUGUGAAGUCUGUAGACAAAGAUUGGAAAGUGAGGAGACUCACCACACAUACACCAGAGUUUCUAGGACUUCCAACUGAUGUUUGGCCAACAGGAGGCGGUUUCGAUAGAGCAGGAGAAGACAUUGUCAUCGGGUUUGUUGACUCGGGAAUUUAUCCUCAUCACCCGAGUUUUGCCUCUCACCACAGAUUACCUUAUGGCCCUCUUCCUCAUUACAAAGGGAAAUGUGAAGAAGAUCCUCAUACCAAGAAGAGCUUCUGCAACAGGAAGAUCGUUGGAGCUCAACAUUUUGCUGAAGCUGCUAAAGCGGCUGGGGCAUUUAACCCGGAUAUCGACUAUGCAUCUCCAUUGGAUGGUGAUGGGCAUGGAAGUCAUACAGCAGCUAUAGCAGCUGGGAAUAACGGUAUUCAGUUGAGGAUGCAUGGUUAUGAAUUUGGAAGAGCGAGUGGAAUGGCUCCUCGUGCAAGGAUUGCUGUUUACAAGGCUCUUUACCGGCUUUUUGGAGGCUUUGUUGCUGAUGUAGUUGCUGCCAUUGAUCAGGCUGUUCAUGAUGGAGUAGAUAUCCUGAGCCUCUCGGUUGGUCCAAAUAGUCCUCCAACAACUACUAAGACAACGUUCUUAAAUCCAUUUGAUGCUACACUUCUUGGUGCCGUAAAAGCUGGUGUUUUCGUUGCUCAAGCUGCUGGAAACGGAGGGCCCUUUCCGAAAACUUUGGUAUCAUAUAGCCCCUGGAUAACAACUGUCGCCGCUGCAAUUGAUGAUCGCAGAUACAAAAAUCAUCUGACUCUUGGGAAUGGGAAAAUGCUUGCUGGGAUGGGGUUAUCUCCACCAACUCGCCCUCAUCGCUUGUACACUUUGGUUUCUUCAAAUGAUGUUCUGCUGGAUUCAUCUUCUUCGAAGUAUAAUCCAUCUGAUUGCCAGAGACCAGAAGUCUUUAACAAGAAAUUGGUCAAGGGAAACAUUCUUCUCUGUGGAUAUUCUUUCAACUUUGUUGUUGGCACAGCUUCCAUCAAGAAAGUUGUUGCAACAGCUAAGCAUCUCGGUGCUGCUGGUUUUGUUCUUGUUGUUGAAAAUGUAUCUCCGGGAACCAAAUUCGAUCCUGUACCUUCUGCCGUUCCAGGAAUCUUGAUUACAGAUGUGUCUAAGUCAAUGGAUUUGAUCGAUUACUACAACGUCAGUACAUCAAGGGAUUGGACAGGAAGAGUCAAAAGUUUUAAUGCCAAGGGAAGUAUCGGAGAUGGCUUAGCACCUGUUCUUCACAAAUCAGCACCUCAAGUGGCAUUGUUCUCAGCUAGAGGACCCAAUACCAAGGAUUUCAGCUUUCAAGAUGCUGAUCUUCUUAAACCGGAUAUUCUUGCACCCGGUUAUCUGAUAUGGGCGGCUUGGUGUCCAAAUGGAACAGAUGAGCCUAAUUAUGUUGGUGAAGGAUUUGCGCUAAUAUCAGGAACCAGCAUGGCUGCACCACACAUAGCCGGGAUAGCUGCACUUGUGAAGCAGAAGCAUCCUCAAUGGAGCCCAGCUGCUAUCAAAUCAGCUUUGAUGACAACCUCAACAGUCAUAGAUAGAGCAGGAAGGCUUCUUCAGGCGCAGCAAUAUUCAGACACUGAGGCUGUAACACUUGUUAAGGCUACUCCUUUCGAUUAUGGAAGUGGUCAUGUCAAUCCAAGUGCUGCUCUAGAUCCUGGUCUUAUCUUUGAUGCAGGGUAUGAGGACUAUCUAGGAUUCUUGUGCACGACCCCUGGGAUCAGUGCCCAUGAGAUAAGAAACUACACAAACACACGCUGUAACUACGACAUGAAACAUCCUUCAAACUUCAAUGCACCAUCUAUCGCAGUUUCACAUCUCGUGGGGACCCAAACAAUAACAAGGAGAGUGACGAAUGUGGCAGAAGUAGAAGAAACAUACACAAUAACAGCUAGGAUGCAGCCUUCUAUCGCCAUCGAAGUGAACCCACCAGCAAUGACACUCAGACCAGGCGCUUCUAGAACCUUCUCAGUCACUAUGACCGUGAGAUCGGUUUCUGGAGAAUACAGUUUCGGGGAGGUGAAAUUGAAAGGUAGCCGAGGGCAUAAGGUGAGGCUUCCGGUGGUGGCUCUAGGACAUCGGCGAUGAACAAAUCUUUUGGGUGUUGUAAUAUUAUUUUUUUGUAAUAUGCAGUAAUAAUAAGAGGGUAGUUCUAGAGAAUUGUGUCUGAUAAAAACCAAAAAAGAAGGAAAAUGCUUUAUAGCAGCUUGUAUAAUUAGUUAUUGAUAUAAAAACUCCAUUAAUA